Spea bombifrons (plains spadefoot toad) is the source of this 2967-nucleotide messenger RNA. RefSeq names its product G protein-coupled receptor 155 (gene GPR155). The transcript is spliced from 16 exons. Bases 303 to 2825 code for a protein of 840 amino acids. Gene Ontology annotation, cellular component: membrane. NCBI's taxonomy places the organism in Eukaryota, Metazoa, Chordata, Amphibia, Anura, Pelobatidae. Gene Ontology annotation, biological process: intracellular signal transduction; transmembrane transport. The record is from RefSeq and is a predicted model, not a curated record.
GUUAGCCGCAGUCGAUGCCGUUGUUUUCUUUUCCCCCAAUUGGGUGCCGGUUGCAGAGCUGCGCUGACUGCGUACAGUCCUGGCGGCCGGUGCGUCUCGUUUUCUAGUGCAGCCGAAGUUACGUAACUCGCAGGUCUGUUUAGACCUGUCACAGGAUUGGCGGGCGGGUGUCGGACUCCCCGAGCUGCUGCGGAGAGAUGCAGAAGGGAAGCCAACCCACGCGAUGGCUGCAGCCUGUGGACGAGAUGGUCAAGCUGUUUCAUGCUUCAUAAAGAACCUCGGAGACCAGAGGAAGGAAGAAGAUGAACGUCAUGUCAGGGCUGCUCUUGAAGAACCUCUCGUCCGCCUACAACAUGAGCCUGGACCUGGGAGGAGAUCAAGCUAACACCACGGAUGGUGCCCCUUCUAUUUCCAUAAACAGACUCUUCCCUGCUCUAUUAGAAUGCUUUGGCAUCAUCUUGUGUGGUUACAUUGCAGGGAGGGCAAAUAUAAUUACCCCAAUUCAAGCAAAAGGACUGGGCAACUAUGUGUCUCGUUUUGCUCUUCCAGCCCUGCUCUUCAAAAACAUGGUGGUUCUGGAUUUUUCCAACGUGAGAUGGUCCUUUCUGUACAGUAUCCUCAUUGCCAAAGCUUUGGUGUUUUUUAUAGUCUGUGCCCUCACUUUGCUGGUUGCAAAUCCACAGAGUCGAUUCAGUAAGGCUGGUCUCUUCCCUAUAUUUGCGACUCAAAGCAAUGAUUUUGCACUUGGAUACCCUAUAGUGGAUGCCUUGUACCAGACCACGUUCCCGGAGUAUUGCCAGUACAUAUAUUUGGUGGCCCCGGUCUCACUAAUGAUGCUGAAUCCUUUGGGUUUUAUUCUCUGCGAGAUCCAAAAAUGGAAAGAGAAUCCUACCACAUCCCAAAGCAAAAUGAAGAUUUUAGGACUGGCCCUCCUCCGCGUCUUCCAAAACCCCAUUAUCUUCAUGGUGUUUAUAGGCAUCGCCUUCAAUUUUGCCCUCAGCCAGAAGAUUCCCAUUUAUUUUGAGAAUUUCCUGAACGGGUUGGCCGGUUCUUUCUCUGGAUCGGCUCUCUUUUAUCUCGGGCUGACUAUGGUCGGCCAGACCGGCAAAUUGGGGAAAUCCUCAUUUGUAGCGUUGCUGCUGCUGAUCACCGCAAAGCUGCUGGCCUUGCCACUUAUCUGCAGGGAAAUGGUGGAAUUAUUGGACAAAGGCAACAACUUGGUUAACCACACCGCUUUAUCUAACUAUGCAUUUCUGUACGGAGUCUUCCCAGUGGCCCCUGGAGUCGCUAUCUUUGCAAACCAGUUCAACAUGGAAGUAGAGAUUAUCACUUCGGGUAUGGUGAUAAGCACUUUUGUGUCCGCUCCCAUUAUGUAUGUCUCUGCCUGGCUACUCACCAUUCCAUCCAUGGACCCCAAACCCCUGGUAUCUGCCCUGCAGAACGUCAGCUUUGACAUCAGCAUUGUGAGCCUGGUAUCUCUGAUCUGGUCGCUUGCUGUUUUACUCCUGAGUAAGAAAUACAAGCGUCUCCCUCAUUUACUUACCGCUAACCUACUACUUGCCCAGCUGAUUGUCUGCAUUGGAAUGAUCAUGUGGAACUUCAUAAUAAAGGAGAGAAAUGUGAUUGGCCAAAUCCUAGUAUUUGUGAUUCUCUAUAGCGCCCUCUACAGCACCUACAUGUGGACAGGUCUUAUUUCCUUUUCUUUGCUGCUGCUGAAAAAGCGAGAAGUCGGGAAUAUCCCAGUAGUUUUCAUUGUCCUGGCUGGCUGGGGUGUUCCUGUGUUAAUAAUGUGCAUUCUUGUAAGCGUUGGAGAGCGAGAUGCGGACACUGUGGACUCUGCUUUCUUUUAUGGAAAAUCUCAAGUUAUCAGCACGGCAGUGGUCCUGUGUUGCAGUAUACUGCUCUCUGGCAUAUCGCUUCUAUGUAUGAGUCGGAGCGGACAGGACAGCAACUACCAGGUGCUUAGCCAGCCGUCUCAGAGCAGUGACGACAGAUCAACAGACGCCACGAGCGAUGCCAAACUAGACAGUCCAAUACCAGGCGCCACGUCAAUUUCUGCAGAAAGAGGGUCCUGCGCAUGUGGUCAGGAAAAUGGAGCCGUGUGUCACGCCACAGAGACCGUAACCGCGCUGAAUAUUAAUGAGAUCCCCAGCAUUGAAGAAGCACAUGAAUGUUUAAGCCGCUGCAAUUCUCAAAGAUGCGCCCUAUCGCAAGAAGAGCAGCAGCAGCUGCACAGCACGGACCCGCAGAUGGCCAGACACGUCUUGCUUUGCUUGCUUCUCAUUGUUGGCCUCUUUGCAAAUGUGUCCAGCUGCUUCUGGUGGCUUUUUAACAUGGAACCAGGAAGACUUUAUGUUGAACUUCAGUUCUUUUGUGCUGUGAUUAACUUUGGCCAGGGUUUUAUUUCAUUUGGCAUUUUUGGACUGGAUAAACAUUUGAUCAUUCUCCCGUGCAAGAAAAGGUUGGAGUUCCUAUGGAGCAGUCGAGAAUCCAAAGAUGGUACUGGAGAGGACAAUUUGCCUGAAGAAAUACGUAUGGCGUGCCAUCAGUUUGUGCAUUAUCACAAAGAUCUGUGCGUCAAGAAAAUUGUUAAAGGGAGAAGGUGUGGCGCGAGGACAUCCGCAGGGACCUUCUGGGGCUCUGAUCUGGUGACCUGGCUGGUUGAGGUGGGACUCGCUCCUGAUCGAGGAGAGGCAGUAAAGUACGGCGAGAAGCUACGGCAAGGAGGAGUCAUCGAGCAUAUUACAAACGAAUAUGAAUUUCGGGAUGAAAACCUCUAUUACCGCAUGUUAAAGAAGAGAUCGACGGCGGCCCAGCGCCUCUGAUAAGAGGCUGCGUUUGAAAACAGCUGCUGUGGUCUUCAAGCCAAGGAUUUUUGUCAACGUCGUUCUAAGCGCAUGUUAAACAAGCCGAAGUGUACGUGGCGCUUGUAAGUUUAUCUGCCUAUGCAAAGCCAUUCGUGUUCGG